AUGACGGACGAGCAGCUCCAACGGGAUCAAGCGCGUCUUUACGCUGCAAUUGAAGGCGUUUCGGACAGCGCACUUCAGACGCACAUGCUGGCGGCGUUACGGGCUUUUGAUACGUCCACGAGCUCCUCGCCGUCAAUUGAAUUGCAGCAAGAGACUGGAACAGAUGAUGGUAUUGCUGUCCAGCUGAGGGCGAAGGCUGUGACGGUGCAGAAGCCUCGAGACGCGCUCUUCUUGGCAGUUCACGUGCUGUUGCUGGAAGCUGGGUACAAGCUGAAAGGGAAUGCGGCCUCGGGGUUUGCCCUGCCUGAGGAUUGGGACGUGGAUAGUGACAAAGGACUCUUUCAUGCAGAGUACGUUCACCCGAACGAUGACUCGAUCAAGUUCGCACUCCAGGGACUGGUCGUUGGAGAUAAGCUGGAGGUGUACGUGUCCGACGACAAGGACCAUACGCACUCGAUUGAAUUGAGUCUGGACAAGCACGUAGCCUCGAGCGAGUCGACGUCUUCUCUCGCGGCGGCGGACCUACUCCAAGAUCUCAAGACAUUGCGAGAGGUGUUGACGCCAUUCGCUGAGAGCAUUCGACCUGCAAAGAAGAAGGAGAAGACCUCCACGACAGCAGGUCGUCCAGCGUUCGUGCACCCGCCACACCGUGAUGAUCGAGGAGCUUCUGGCAUUCCGUCAUCACCUGCUCGUAUUCCACCCGUUGGGAGCGGUGACGUGUUCCCACCGAGCCUUGGAGGAGGGGGUAACGGCAAUCCAGGCAUGUUGGUCGGACCCGACCAUCCCCUCUUUGGCCAUCGCAGUGACCCAUCGAUGGGUCCCGUGCCUGGUGCUCGCUUUGACCCUUUCGGUCCACCUUUGAACCCUCUCGGUCCAAGUGGCAUCCAUGGUCCACCAUCUCGUGGUCGUGCGCCGCCGAUGCCAUUCGGAGGACCAGGACCUGAUCACUUGCGUAUGCCGCGCGACGACGAUGACAUGGACCCUGGUUUCGGCUUGAAUGGACGUGGCAGUCGUAGCGGAGGCGGCGGGUUCUCCCAGCCAUUCGGGUCGAACCACUCGUUUUUCUAA
This is a messenger RNA of Peronospora matthiolae, 1068 nucleotides long. The record is from the annotation of a GenBank genome assembly. NCBI's taxonomy places the organism in Eukaryota, Oomycota, Peronosporomycetes, Peronosporales, Peronosporaceae.